Messenger RNA from Triplophysa dalaica, 2442 nucleotides. It is a transcript of the gene katna1, whose product is annotated as katanin p60 (ATPase containing) subunit A 1. Gene Ontology annotation, biological process: microtubule severing. Gene Ontology annotation, molecular function: ATP binding; ATP hydrolysis activity; microtubule binding. Gene Ontology annotation, cellular component: microtubule cytoskeleton. Lineage: Eukaryota; Metazoa; Chordata; Actinopteri; Cypriniformes; Nemacheilidae. The coding region runs from base 169 to 1629 and encodes 486 amino acids. The record is from RefSeq and is a predicted model, not a curated record. The transcript has 11 exons.
GCCUUUCCUAAACAAGUGAACUUUUGAUCUGCGUAAAGUUAUGCGUCUAACGUUGUUAUAGUUGUGAUCCACAGCAUCACACUCAUGGCUUUUGGCUUUUGAUCCCCAGUCAGUUAAAAAGUGACUUUCCUUAGAUAGUUUAACACAGAGACUCUGACUAUUAACAGCAUGAGUUUGGGGGAGAUCAAUGAGAACGUUAAGCUGGCUAGAGAAUACGCCCUGCUGGGAAACUACAACUCAGCAGUGGUCUGUUAUCAGGGGGUCCUGGAACAGAUUAAAAAGUACCAGUACUCAGUGAGAGACUCCUCUCUACAGCAGAAAUGGCAACAGGUUUGGCAAGAGAUUAAUGAAGAAACGAAGCACGUUCGGGAGAUCAUGACCACACUUGGGAGUUUCCAGCAGCAGGAGUCAACUCCAUCCAAACCAAGCAGUUUCAGCCAGGAGAAUGAUAUUAUGCCUGUCCAUGUGGAACACAGAUCUUCUCCAUGCGUCGUACGGAAAUCGUCUGGACCUUAUAAAGAAGGUAAAAGCCACGGUAACAGGGUGAGCGUCGGGUUCCGUGGUCAGCAGCGGCCGUCGCCGCGCGUUGCCAACGGUGACAAGGGGAAACCUCAGAAAACCAAAGAAAAGAAAGAGAGUGCAUCAAAGCCGAAAGAUGAAAAGAACAAAGCGGAUGGUGUUGACACAGAGGUGAAGAGGUUCGACAGAGGAGGAGAAGAUAAAGAUUUGAUUGAUUCUCUGGAGAGGGAUAUCAUCUCCCAAAACCCCAAUGUCACCUGGGACGAUAUUGCUGAUCUGGAGGAAGCAAAGAAGCUUAUAAAGGAAGCUGUGGUUCUGCCCAUGUGGAUGCCCGAGUUCUUUAAAGGAAUAAGGCGCCCAUGGAAGGGAGUAUUGAUGGUGGGUCCACCAGGCACGGGAAAGACAUUACUGGCCAAAGCUGUUGCCACAGAGUGCCGGACUACUUUUUUUAACGUCUCUUCCUCCACCCUCACCUCCAAAUAUAGAGGAGAAUCUGAAAAACUUGUACGGCUACUCUUUGAAAUGGCCAGAUUUUAUGCCCCCACUACAAUCUUUAUUGAUGAGAUAGACUCCAUAUGUAGCCGUAGAGGAACGUCAGAGGAACAUGAAGCCAGCAGACGAGUCAAAGCUGAACUGCUCGUCCAGAUGGAUGGUGUUGGUGGAAUGUCUGAAAAUGACCCUUCAAAGAUGGUUAUGGUUCUAGCAGCCACCAACUUCCCUUGGGACAUUGACGAAGCUCUGAGACGUCGAUUAGAAAAAAGAAUUUACAUCCCGUUACCGUCAGGUAAAGGAAGGGUGGAGUUACUCAAGAUAAAUCUGAAAGAGCUGGAGCUGGCCAAUGACGUUGACAUGGACAGGAUCGCUGAGCAGAUGGAGGGAUACUCUGGUGCUGACAUCACCAUUUUAUGCAGAGAUGCAUCCCUGAUGGCAAUGAGAAGACGGAUUGAGGGUUUGACCCCUGAGGAGAUCCGAAAUUUUCCAAAGGAUGAGAUGCACAUGCCUACUACAAUGGAUGAUUUCGAGAUGGCGCUGAAGAAAGUCUCCAAAUCUGUAUCUGCUACUGACUUGGAGAAAUAUGAGAAGUGGAUAGCAGAGUUUGGCUCCUGCUGAUGGGGCAUGACACUCAGACUGGAGUUAAGAGAUCUCUGUUGUUCCAGUUUGCAAUCAAUAAUAGCACUUUGUAGGACUGAGGGUCAGUUUCAUUCAUUUCAUAGUGCAUUUCCAUUCUAGACCAAAAGCAAUUCCCAGAUAGGCCGUGCCUUAAAUUAAGUUUGUGCGUAUGAAUAUAUUUAAUAGUGUAGUAUUUCAUAUUUGGUAGGUUAAUGGAAUCUGUAGGUUUGUUUUAUCAUUUACGGGACACUUGCAAGAUGGCUACCUGGAAACCGGUUGAGCUGUCUCAGCUAAAGUGAGGAAAUUAUUAAGAACCAAGGUUGGAGGUUUAGAUGCUUUCCAGGAAAAAGCCUUCUUACCAGAGUCUGAAAAACAGUUUUUGGUGCCCAUAUAAAAAAUCUCCACGGCUUUUAUUAGCAUUGCUAUACAUUGCACAGACAAAAGGGCAUCCUCUUCGGUUGCUGGUACAAUAAUGGUUUAUGAAUGUUCAUUAUACACUAUUGUUGACUUGCUUUGUACAUUUAAAAACCACACUGCAACUAAUGACAUGUAAGUACAUCACCCAAUGCAUCUGACAUAGGCAAAGAGCUAUGCAAGAUGAAUAAGUUUACUGGUGCUUCUGUGCCAUUCUGUGAUUGAUUUCAAGGCCAAAGUUUUCAGCACUGGAUGAAUAAGACCAAGAUUUGAAUAUCUAAUGACAGUACUUGACUUUUAUAAACACUAUGAACCAGUUCUGGUUUUCUCUUAGUGACAUUUCGUGGCUAUGAUUAAUACAUAAAAUUAUAUUUUCCUGAAUAAAUGUUUUAAAAUGUA